Agrilus planipennis (emerald ash borer) is the source of this 4366-nucleotide messenger RNA. It is a transcript of the gene sl, whose product is annotated as 1-phosphatidylinositol 4,5-bisphosphate phosphodiesterase gamma-1. Gene Ontology annotation, biological process: phosphatidylinositol-mediated signaling; phospholipid catabolic process; positive regulation of epithelial cell migration. NCBI's taxonomy places the organism in Eukaryota, Metazoa, Arthropoda, Insecta, Coleoptera, Buprestidae. The transcript is spliced from 18 exons. Bases 286 to 3963 code for a protein of 1225 amino acids. Gene Ontology annotation, molecular function: protein binding; calcium ion binding; phosphatidylinositol-4,5-bisphosphate phospholipase C activity. The record is from RefSeq and is a predicted model, not a curated record.
GUAUGUUUUGUAUCAAUUGUAUAUUUACAAGAAAUAAGGAUCAUAGAAAAACAUUAGUUUAUUGAUAGUGUACAGCUGUACAAACUACUUGUUAUUAAGGUCUAAUGGUGUUUAGUGUAUUAAGUUUUCCUAAAUUAUUUAUUAUUUUCCAAUUAGUGUCAUGAAAUACGUUAAAAAUGGUGUGAUAAAAUCAAGAUUUAAUUCCUUUUACCUGGAAGAGAAAAAUGAAUUUAAAGUAAGGCGUCUAAUUCCAAAUUUAUUUACUCAGGAAAAGGUUAAAAUCUCAUGUUCGGCCUAUUUAACGGAGUGUUCUCCUCAUCAUCCGUUUCGGGUUAUAUCCCCGAAAUGGAGCAAAUUAUUAGCCAGCUUGAGCGGGGUACCAUAGUCACUAAGUUCUCAUGGAGGAAGAAACCUGAAAGGAAAACUUUGGCCAUCCGCAGAGAAACGAAACAAAUUGUCUGGAACAGGCCUGUUCCAGGGCCAAAAUGCACGUUCGAUGGUGCGGUCGAUUUGAGAGAGGUGAAAGAAAUUAGACUUGGGAAAAACUCAAAGGAUUUUGAAAAAUGGCCUGAGGACUCUAACAGAAUCGAUGCUGUUAUAUGUUUCGUUAUUUUUUAUGGAUCAGAAUUUAAACUGAGAGUUCUCAGUAUCGUAGCUCUAUCAAAAAGCGAGUGUGAACUAUGGAUAAGAGGACUUAGAUACUUAGUUAAGGACACCAUAAAUGCGCCAUAUCCCCUUCAAGUUCAAACAUGGCUAAGAAGGGAAUUCUACGCGAUGGAAACGCCUAGGGAAACAGUUUCUCUAAAGGAAGUAAAAGCCUUUUUACCUCGAUUAAAUUGUAAAAUACCCACUAACAAGCUAAGAGAGAUUUUUAAUGAAGUUGAUACAAGGAAACGAAUGGAAAUAGGAUUUGAUGAUUUCACGUUGCUGUAUCACAAAUUAAUCUUCGACGAACAUAAUGUCCAUGAUAUUUUCGACAAGGUGAUGCUUUAUUCUGAAAAUUAUCAGACAGUAACAUUAAAAGAAUUUCAAAACUUUUUGCUUAAAGAGCAAAGAGAUGAUUUAGGAAAAGAUCAAAAUAAAGUCUCUCAGUUUAUCUGUGAUUUUCUCAAGGAUCCACAACGUGAUGUUCAAACUCCAUGUUUCACCCUUUCAGAAUUCUUAGAUUUUCUGUUUUCCAAGCAAAAUGAUCUCUGGGAUCCCCAAAAAGAUGUAGUGUAUCAAGACAUGACAAAACCUCUUGCUCACUAUUGGAUCGCCUCUUCACACAACACGUACUUAACAGGUGAUCAGUUUUCAAGUGAGUCGUCUGUAGAAGCAUACGUAAGAUGUUUAAGGAUGGGUUGCCGUUGUAUAGAGUUGGACUGUUGGGAUGGUCCUGAUGGAAUGCCCUUCAUUUAUCACGGGCACACGCUUACAACCAAAAUUAAAUUUCUUGAUGUUAUUCGUACUAUUAAAGAUCAUGCUUUUGCCACUUCUGAAUACCCUGUAAUAUUAUCGAUUGAAGACAAUUGUUCUUUACCUCAACAAAGAAAAAUGGCCACAGCUAUGCAGGAAGUUUUUGGUGAUAUGUUGGUUACUCAAUCAAUUGAAAAAAAUGAGAAACAGUUGCCAUCACCUUACCAACUUCGAAGGAAAAUUAUAUUGAAACAUAAAAAGCUUCCUGAGGGACAAGAAGAAAAUCCUAUUGUAAUAAAAAACGAUGGCAACGACAUGGAUCUGCGUAAUUCUAUAAAAAACGGCAUAAUGUACAUAGAAGACCCCAUUGAUAAAGAAUGGAACCCUCACUUCUUCGUUUUGACACAAAACAAAUUAUUUUAUACCGAUAGUUAUAAAUUGGAUAUGGACUCGGAAAAGUCAGAAGACGAAGAUGAAAAUACGAGUUUAUCACAUCCCAAGAACGACGUACCCAACGAAGAGCUCCACUUUGCAGAAAAAUGGUUCCACGGACGUCUCCCGAAAGGUAGAGAAGAGGCGGAGCAUCUUCUCAAAACGUAUUCUCACCUAGGGGAUGGCACUUUCUUAGUAAGAGCAAGCGUAACGUUUGUGGGCGAGUACUGUUUGUCGUUUUGGCGAAAUGGCUCUGUUAAUCAUUGCCGCAUAAAAUCGAAGCAAGACAAACAACAAACUAAGUAUUAUUUGACUGACAUGAAGUACUUCGACAGUCUCUACAGUUUGAUUACACAUUUUCGAAGUCAUCCUUUAGUGACAGCUGAAUUUUCUAUAACACUUCAAGAACCCGUUCCUCAACCCAACAAGCACGAGGGAAAAGAAUGGUACCACAAACAAACGACCAGAGCCCAAGCUGAAGACGUGUUAAAACGGAUACGAACCGAAGGGGCGUUCCUGGUAAGGCCUAGCGAAAAUGAUGCAAAUUCUUAUACAAUAACAUUCAGAGCUGAUCGAAAGAUCAAACACUGUAGAAUUAAAGUGGAAGGUAGACUCUAUACCAUUGGCAGCGUAGAGUUUGAGAGUUUAGUAGAGUUAAUCAGCUACUACGAACACCGUCCCCUUUAUCAUAAAGUCAAAUUGUGCUAUCCUGUCAGUGAAGACGCUGUUAGAAGAAUAAGAAUGGAAAAUGAAGAUAUGGGCAAUUACAAUGGAACUCCUUCAUAUAUGGAUCCAACAGCCUUUUCUGCGCCAAAGAUUACAGUUAAAGCUCUCUAUGACUACAAAGCUCAACAGCCUGACGAAUUAUCAUUUUGCAAACACGCUAUAAUCACUAAUGUAACAAAACCUGAUUCUAGUCAGGGUUGGUGGAGAGGCGAUUACGGUGGCAAAAAACAACAUUAUUUUCCAGCAAAUUAUGUCGUUGAGAUAGAUCGAAUUGAUCCUCAGGAAAAUGGUGAAAGUGGAUCUGGAGAACCUUUGCUGCAAGGCAAUUUAGAUAUGAAUGGAGCGGUUGUAGAUUUCUUUCAUAAUGCAGAAAGACCAGGUCUGGAAUGGAUUCUUCGUAUUGUUACCACAACCGCUUGCACCCCUUUAGAAGUUGCAGUCCAAUCCAGAGAAAUGGCAUUAGAAUGGUCAUUAGCAAUAAAACAAACUGCUCAAAAGGCGAGCGUUUUAGAAACGCAACACAAAGAAAUGGAAAAGGCGUUUAGAAUAGCGAAGGAAAUGUCCAAUCUUAUUAUUUACUGUCGGUCAGUUACUUUCAAUUUGGACAGAGUGAAGCAGAACUUUAUUUUUUACGAAAUGUCUUCGUUUCCGGAAAAUAAAGCAGAAAAAUUGAUAUGUCAGCAAGAAAAUAAAUUCUUCUUGAAGUAUCAUCAGAUACAAUUUUCUCGAGUGUAUCCUAAGGGUCAGCGAAUUGACUCAUCAAACUACAACCCUGUUCCAAUAUGGAAUUCAGGUUCACAGAUGGUAGCUUUAAAUUAUCAAACUGGUGAUAAACCAAUGCAGCUAAAUCAGGCAAAAUUCAGAGACAACGGUUUCUGCGGUUAUCUAUUAAAACCGCAAUUUAUGUUUCGGGAGGAUUUUGAUCCGUAUGAUAAAAACACCCUUGUCGCUGUUGAACCUAUGACUAUUUCAAUCAGAAUUAUCGGUGCAAGACACCUUAGUAAAUCAAAAAAAGGAUUGAGCAGUCCGUUCGUUGAAAUUGAAGUCCUUGGUGCUGAAUUUGACUCUGGAAUCAAACUUACAACCAAAACUAUUCCUGAUAAUGGAUUUAAUCCAACCUGGAAUGAAAUUUGUGAGUUUGAUGUAGUAAAUCCAGAUUUUGCACUGUUGAGAUUUCUGGUACAAGAUGAGGAUGUAUUUGGUGAUCCAAAUUUUAUAGGACAAGCUACUUAUCCUGUUAAAUGUUUGAGAACAGGCUAUCGAAGUGUUUGUCUUAAAAAUGCUUUUAGCGAAGAUUUGGAAUUAGCAUCAAUAUUGAUACAUAUCAGUAUAAGAAACCCACUUGAGUCGUCAAAUUCUAUAUCAUUUAAUCAUCAUGCAGAACUUGGGAGAUUUUUUACGCCUUAAGUAGAAAAUAAAUGUAAAUAGUAUGAUUGACGAUUAUUUUUUAGUUGCUCUGACUUUUACUACUUAUCUGUAACCGCAGUAUAGUCAAUAUUUACGAUAGUAAAUAAGUCGGAAUAUGUUUUUAUUUGAAAAUUUUACUACUGUUGUCAAUAAUACCUCCACAUUGUAUAUUUCUAAAACUAGAUGUGAUAAAACUGUAAAUGGUAAUAUUUUCGUAUGAAAUAACUGAAUUUACAUUAGGCAUUUUUUAACUUAAGCUGUUAAACUUUGGAAAAAUUCCUCGAAUGUUAGUGAUUUUUUACUACAUUACUAAAAACCAUCUACCCAGCAUUCAAGUUGACUGAUUUGUUUAUAACAUAUCAGGUAUUAGGUUCAUGUGAAUAAUAAAAAUUAUAAGAACAAA